Molecule: messenger RNA, 8103 nt
Organism: Rhizopus microsporus ATCC 52813
Lineage: Eukaryota; Fungi; Mucoromycota; Mucoromycetes; Mucorales; Rhizopodaceae
Exons: 5
Coding region: 1-8103 (2700 amino acids)
Biological process (GO): phosphorelay signal transduction system; peptidyl-serine phosphorylation
Cellular component (GO): nucleus; cytoplasm
Molecular function (GO): ATP binding; protein serine/threonine kinase activity
Source: RefSeq, a predicted model, not a curated record
AUGAAUAAAGUAGAAGAAAAGGAAUCCUUGAAAAAAGUCGAUGAGUCUCAACAAAGGACUAACCAUAGCUCAGCUCUUGGUUCUAUACCUUUAUUACAGUCUUCUGAAAGAGCACAAGCUGCUCCUGUCACCGUUAGUCCAAUCACAACAUCAGCUGAAAUAUCACUUUCCUCAUCGCCAUGUACUAAAUUGAAGAGUGUCCCUAUUCCACAACCAUUGAUAUUAAAGAGACGUGCUAGCAGAUCGUCAUUCUCUUCUACUGACGAACCGGGAGACCAAUCGAAAAAUGUCACUCCAGUUCAACAAAGCUUUAUUGAAAAUAAUAAUACCACCAAUUGUUCGACUUCACCUACCAAUUCUAUACUUUCUACCUCAGGAGAUAUACAUCGAAGAUCAUUUUUGGCAGAUAUUGAAUACAGUAGUAGUCCUGGAAGCGAACACGAUACCCUUCAUUCACACAUCACUCGCUCCCCUCCUCCCACAUCCAUGUCCUUCUCGCCAAGGUUUUCUAGCCCUCCAGCUGGUAGUGGGGGCAAAUACAUGGUAAGAUCAAAGAGAGCGAGCUGGAUAGAUGCUUCAUCUUCUAUCGUCCAACAUGACUCAAUGCCUAAUACCCCAGCUAUUCAACCAACGAAACCAUUGAUUCCACCAUUGAGUUUUACACAGAAACAGUUGAAUACACAUCCAUCAUCCGCCCCUAUAGCCGCAACAUCAACACCACCUCCGCAUCCACCAGAAUCUUGUUCAUUAAAAUCCGGCUCUCUAUCCAAGCUAAGAGAAGAUAGGCAGCUGUUACAGCAUUCAAGACAAGAAGGUUCAUCAGUCGAAACACCUCCAUCAGCCUCUUCUUCAACCACUGACAGUUCACUCAUAUUUAAUAAGAAAAAGCUAUCAGUAGAUACUGAAUUGGAAGAAUUAGCAUAUGGCAUUGACAGCAACAUGCAAGUGUCUCCUGUCAAAAAAUCAACUCAUGAACGUAAGCCAUCCAUCUCAUCCAUCAUCACAGACUCUACGCUUACAAGCGAAGAUUGUCAUUCGCCAGCUCCAUCACCUCGUAAGGACAUGAAUGCAUAUAUACAAUCAGAUUUUUCAUCCAUUAAAAUAGAUCGAAUGAAAGCUCCUAGUAGCCAUGGUCCACGAUCGACUUCUGUAUCUCCAUCUACCACCAAUGUCUUCAUUUCCCAUUCAACUCCUCAUACACCCUAUGCGCCCAUGACAACUAAAUCAAAACGUCGAUCCUCCAUGAGCAUGCUGCGAAAUAUUCCUAGUUCUGAACUUGCAGAUAUAGUCAGUGGCAAUUCUCCGAAUCCAAUUUUAGAAACACCUCCUAGCGACUUUAUCAGUAAUGUACAGCACCCGCUAUCUAUCGUCGACCCACCUCAGGAUGAAAAUCUUCCAGACCCGCCCAUCUAUGCAUUGCCUACGUCUGAAAGUGCUUAUCAGCAUUCACUUCAGUCUCUUUUACGAAAACAGCUUACUGGCAAAAGAAGGUCAAUUAGGGAUCGUCGCUCUUUACCAAAUAUAGAUAGUCGACAUCAAGAGGCAGAUAAGGAUGUGAUCGAAAUGGAUUUGGAUGCAGACGUACAAUCCAAUCACGAAGGUAGUAUGCAGUUUACUGAACAUCAAGCACAGGAUUCUCCUGUCUAUCCAUCUAUGCUCUUAAACGAAGCAUAUGCUAAACAAGAUGCACAUCUUCAAGAACAGCUCAUUAUACCACCUACUCCAAGCAUUACUACAACUCGUACUUCAGCACCCGACGUUGCCUAUUGGAACGAAGAAGAUUAUUUUACAAGCAACAGGAUACCAUCUAGUCCUUGUUCGAGAACAAUUAUAAAGCAUGAUAAAGGCACACGACCGGCUCAUUUACGAUCCAUGCUAACCUCAUCUUCAUUUAACGAAUUUGAUAAUCCAGUCAUUGGCUCUGACGAAGAUUAUGCUAAAAAGUUAUUCAUGUCACGUUCUGCAAAGAUCAGAAAAUGGUGCAGCGUACGUGUUCAAGGGCUGGAGGAUAAACUGCAUAUGCAAUCUGGUCACCGUCGAACCAACAGCACAGGAAGUACGAGCAGCAUGCCAGCACAGAACAGACGCUACUCAUCAGCAAAGCUUAAGCGUUUCACUCAAGAUGAUUCUCACAUGCCUACAAUCACAGUGACAACGGCUGAUGAUAUACUGAACCGAGAUAAGGAGGUAGAUUGUCAUCGACUUGUAAGCAAUAUCCCUUGGGUUGACUGGUUGGAAGAGUACAACAUUAUUAAAGCACAGGAGAUUCGACGUAGGUCAUCAGUACAGCAAGAAAGUAUAGACACCUCACAACUCCCGUCAUCAUCAGCAUCAUCUAUUGCUAGCCCUAGUCACCAUGACUCUGUAGUGAAUCGAGUAUUAUCAAACUGGUGGAAUACGGUUAAAACAGGUGCUGAGCAUUAUUCGAAAUCAAGGAAUCAGAAGCAAUGGGCAAAGAGCCUUGCAUUACCUCUGCAUAAGAGCGCAGAAGAAGAAAAAGAGCAACCCGCUAGAAAAGAUCUUCAAUCGCCAGAAGCUCCACUUCCUGUAUGCAAGACAUUAGAAUCAUCGAAACAAGCACAAGGACCAGACGAUAACAAAACGCACAUCUCUUCAAAUAGAAGCUCGCGUAACCUAUCUCUGAACCUACAAGAUUUACAGCAUCCAUUGGAAGGAGAGGUAAAGCCGUUGGGUAUGGAUUCUUCUGCAGAGACGACAACCAAAGAACAAACCGAUAUUGACAUGAUAUCACCCCUUUCCAUACACCCUGAGAGCGUCACACAGUCUUCUGGUUCCGGUAGCCCUCACUCGUUUGCAAGAAAGGUCAAGACACCAAAGAAUCCAGUGACUCAGACAAGCUUAGCAAAACGAGUUGGAUACAGAUUCUUCAAUCCUGGAAACAGAAUGGGUACGUUUGGUCACCUUAGUCAUAUGCUAAGUUCGAUACACCAUCACGACGAUUCGGAUCUAAAUAUUAUGGUCCAGGUGCAACAAUCGAUCAAGUCCAGGCUUCAAUUUGCUAAAGAGGCAUGUAAUGCCGAACUGCGACAGAUUAUUGAUGGACUGAAUGAAUACGUCGAGCGAGGGUUGCAAUAUGUUGAAAAUAUGGAUGAGAUUUUAGAAAAAGGGGUUCGUUCGGUCGAUAGCAUUGACACAGACGAAGAGGAACCAAUGGCUGAACACACGCUAGCUGAAGCUUCUACGGUAGAGGCAUUCAAAUCACCCUUACCAAGUGUUGUGGAACUCGACGAAGUUUCGUCACCCGGAAUUCCUUCCAGAGACCAUUCGGCAUCUUCUAUUAACAGCUUGCCACAUAAGAGGAGCCUCUCGUCUGCACUUGAAGGACAAUCCACACCUCCAGAGGGUCCCCCGUCUCAUAAACAAUUUGAUAAUUCUGCUCAAACUGUACAAGAGGCUGUGAUGAAAAAAGUAAACGACCACUUGAGCUCACCCAGUGCAAACCAAAUGGUGACCUUUAUCUCUGAAGAUUCUUAUUUACCUACACCAUUUAUGCUGACGUUACAAGACUUGAUUACUCUGGCACAAAGCGUGAUGGACACAUCGCUAGAUGAGAUACUUGAAACAAGCGGUGCAUGUGCGGAAGCUGUGUCUAAGCUUCAGGCCAUUGGCUUUCGAUGGGAUACACACCCAGAGUGGCCCUGUCGAGAAUGGUACGUACGAUUGUUACUCAGCAUUGCUGCACUUAAUCGCGUUGUCGAGUGGUGGGCUGCUGAGAGAGGAUUCUGGUCAGCAACUGGUACGAUGACAACAGCAUCUUCGGUUCCUCCAAGCGAUACAGAGACAGAUGAUGUGGAAUCUGUGAGUAAUCUGUCAAAGAUGGACGACGCAGAGGAUAAUGAUAUGUCUAUUGACGAACAACAGCAGGUUGUAAAGAAUCAUGAAAAGGAUAUUACUAAGGAUGAGACAUUGGACGAUAUGCAGCUUCAAGCAGAGGCCGAAAGAAGUCAAAGCUCUACUAUUAUUGUUGAAUUAAGUUUGGGUAAUACCUCCAUUCAAUAUGUCAGUCCAGUCUGGAUGGAUGUUGUCGGAACUGAUCCUCAGAUGGUUAUUGGCAAAAGUAUUACUGAACUAUUGUCAGCAGAGGAUAAACAGGUAUUUGGCGUAGCAACUCAAGAGCUACUGACGGAUGACUCUCAUACGAUCGAAGUGCGCUUCAACGUUGUUGCCUCUGAUAGCUCAUACAUUGAGAUGGAAGGUAAAGGUAUGCUCAUGUACAACAGAGUGACCAGUGAACCAAGUCAUACCAUGUGGGUCAUGAAGCCAGUUAUACCUCGUCGCUGGUCACUAGCUGAUAUCUCCUUUACGCCACAUACUCUUGAAAAGCACCUUUUGUUAGGUUCUUCCUCUGCCAAGGAGAAAGAAGUAGCUACUGAUGCUAAUUUCACGCCGGAUGAGACAGUAAGCGACCAGAUUGAUGUAGAGGAACAAAAAGCAAUGAUGAGAAGUCGAUCAAAAUCAGAGCCGUUUAUUCAUAUGCCUCAGGAAUUACAAGGCUCUGGAGAAGAUACCUUGAUGGAGCCACAUGAUCAAGACCAAGGCGUAUCGCUUUCUAAACUCUUGACCCUGCCGCCUGUUCUUUGUCGUGUUUGUGAAAGAUGGGUCGUAGCUGCGUUCUUUGAGCAGCAUUCUGAACUUUGCGUAGAAAUUCAUCAGAGUGAGAUGGACGUGAACGCUUGUAACGAUGGUAUUUUGGAACUCAAGCAUGUCAUCAACGAAAGAAUUGAGCAAGCAAAAAUGGAGCUUGAAACACUAAAGAAAGGAGAUACGCCUAAUAUCGAGCAACAACAUCAAGCAGAAUCCGACGACGAAGACAGCGAUUCGAUCUUUGGCGACUUUUUACCGCUUGAUGAAGCAAUUGACCCACAAGAGUUGAAAAUGGCUGAACUUGAUAUAUAUAAGGAUUUGUUAGAUAUACUCGAGAUUGCUCUCAGUAUAUCCAUGCCCGGCUCAGCUGAUGAUAUGAUUGAAGAGGAAGGGACGAUGAACGAGGGUGAAAGAAACUUACAGUCCCCGAGAUCCAAAGAUAAAAUGGUUCAGAUCCUCUAUUGGCGUCCGCCAACUACCAACGACCCUACUUUAUCUGUUCUCGUCAAGGAUGCCGAAGAUUUGGCAAAGAGCAAAGUGGAUGCUGUCAAUCGUAUGCGUGAUCGACUAGAAUAUAACUUGCGUGCAAGAGCAGAGUUCCAAAAGAAUACACAGCAGCAACCUAACUGGACAGAAUUUGUCCCAGGUUCAACCGAAGAGCAUAAGUCGGGUGAAAGUCUAAGUGAGACCAGGCUUGAAUCUCAUAAACAGCAAGAAGUGGAAGAGAAAAAGGGAAGUGAGAAGGAACAGAACAUGCUCGGUAAAAGAGGAUUAUUUGAUCGUAUCAAGUCCUGGAGACGGCGACGAUCCUCUGGAGUGAUCGAGCGUCUAUCACGGCGACUCAAAUCUCUAACGCCCGAUGCAACAAGCACUCCUAUUGUCGAAAUGGAAACUAUUGAAACGCCUAUUGGUUCACCUGCUCUUCGUCCAAAGAAUACAACUGUCAACAGUAAAGGGCACCUUUCGUCUGGCUCCAACACGCCCAACAGCAACCAGUCAGGCGUCGUGCCAGGAAAGUCACCGUUGUCACCACUCCAUGCACCGGUUGUUUCUCGACCGACAUUCCCUAGUAUCAAGGACUUUGACAUUAUUAAACCCAUCAGUAAAGGCGCUUUUGGUUCAGUCUUCUUGGCCAAAAAGCGAACUACAGGUGAUUACUACGCUAUUAAAUUUUUAAAGAAAUCAGACAUGAUCGCCAAGAAUCAAGUAACAAACGUGAAGGCUGAAAGAAUGAUACUGAUGUCACAGACAGACAGUCCCUUUGUCACAAAACUGUACUAUACAUUUCAAUCCAAAGACUACCUCUACCUCGUGCUAGAAUACCUAAACGGCGGUGAUUGUUCAGCUCUUAUAAAGGCACUCGGCAGUUUACCCGAAGAUUGGGCUCGUAAUUAUUUGGCUGAAGUCACACUCGGCUUGGAAUAUCUACAGAGCAAGAAUAUUAUUCAUCGUGAUUUAAAGCCUGAUAAUUUACUCAUUGAUCAAAAUGGUCAUCUCAAGUUGACGGAUUUUGGUCUAUCAAGAAUUGGUUUUCUCGAUCGUCGGGUGAGAGAUGAACUGACAACGACAUCCUAUCAUGACCGUGAGCAGCCUACGUCUCCUGCACCAUCUCGUUCGGGAACGCCUCCUCAGUCACCAGCAGAACAACCUACAACACCAACAGGCACAGUUUACAAGCAUUCUUAUUUUAGCUUAUUGUUCGACCAGGGUCACCCUAGUUCUGGAACGAGUACUCCUUCUGCGAUCAAUUCGACAGCUAAUGAAAAUAUUCUGAACCAAGCCUCUCCUGAAUCGCGCAACCAUCGUCGGCAUCUGUCAUCCGCACUAUCAGAAUCCUUGACCUCAUCUAAUCUUAAGAAAUCUGAGAAAGGAAGCAAAGAAAGGACUAGUGCCAUACCACGCCAAGCUGUUGGUACUCCUGACUACUUGGCUCCAGAAAGUAUCCUGGGUACAGGUCAAGACUCUAUGGUAGAUUGGUGGGCUCUUGGUGUCAUUUGUUAUGAGUUUUUGUAUGGUAUUCCACCCUUCCAUGCUGAAACACCAGACAAAGUGUUUGAGAAUAUACUUUCACGACGUAUUGACUGGCAUGAAGACAUGAUUGAAAUAUCAUCUGAAGCAAGAGAUUUUAUGGAACGUCUAAUGACGCUAGAUCCGACCAAACGGCUAGGAUAUCAUGGAGCCGAAGAGGUCAAACAACAUCCGUUCUUCAAAAGCAUCAAUUGGGAUACACUCUUAACUGAGUCCCCUUCGUUCAUCCCACAACCUGCUGGUAUGGAAGACACUGAUUACUUUGAUGCUCGUGGAGCGACAAUGAAUAUACCAAUUGAAGCUACUUCAGAUGAACAACUAGAUGAAUCGGCCAAGGCUCAGGUUGAGCGUGCAAAAGCCAUUAUUCGAGAACAAAAUCCUGAAAAUGUGAUACCCCUCGCUGACAAGCACGGCAAGACAGCCUACGCAAAGAAAAGUAAAAAGGAAAGCACAGACGGCAAUGACUCUGACAAUACCGAUUUUGGAACAUUUAUGUAUAAGAAUUUACCAGUUUUGGAAAAGGCAAAUGAAGAUAUGAUUCGAAAGAUUAGGAACGAUAGCAUAUCCAUAAACAGUGAUUCAGCUGGGUCGCUUCCUUCUAAACGCAAAUUUUCUCCUAGUAGAAACAAGAACGCUAGUCCACUGAAUGACAGCUGUUCAGUGCAACAAACAGGUACAUCUUCCUUUACUUCUUCUAUCGUUGCCACCCCACUGUCUGUGUCGCCAUCGAAUUCAUCCAAGGCUCCAGGCGUGUCUGCUCGGCGUGGCGAUUUUACUGCGCCUCAUAUACCCACAAAGAUGUCAGAAAAGAGCACCAAGAAUACCCCUCAUCAUCAGAGAACACGGUCUGCUUCCACCCCUUCCAUUGACCAUAGUAAAACGACUGUAUCCGUAAGCAAUAGCUCCCCUGGACCUCGAACAAGCCAGAAGCAUGAUCAUCAUCUUCGUCAUUCCGCUCAAGAAGACAGUCAUUCACCUUUGGGAAGAGCAGACAUAAAGCCCUCUGUCAACAGUAGUAGCAAUUCACUUACGAAACCAAAGUCAGAACCUGCAACAAGAAGUAGACCUCUUGCCUGUCUUAUAGCUGACGAUAACCCUAUCAGCUGUAAGAUCAUCGAGACUAUCCUUCAGACUCUUCAUUGCCGAUGCGUGAUUGUUCGAAAUGGAGCACAAGCUAUUCGAACUGCAAUGAGUGAUGUUCGAUAUGACAUCAUCUUUAUGGAUAUUCGUAUGCCCAUUAUUGAUGGCGAAACGGCGGCAAGAAUGAUAAAAUCAACGAAUAACAAUAACAGAGAUACCCCCAUUAUUGCAGUUACAGCUUAUGAACGAACUGUACAGCUUGCAGGUGCCUUUGAUGAUAUCCUCAGUAAACCUGUGACAAAGGAUGUGAUAUCACAGCGGUUAAAGCAAUUCGUCAAACAUAAUCAUGAAGCACCUUUAUUAACUCAUCCUUUAAAGACACCCAUUUGA